AUGACCCCCUCCAACCCCGCAAAGACAGCAAAGCAGCAUGUCGACCGUGGCGUAAAGCGCGUUGUCCUUGGCGACCUGUCGUUCCACACCUGGUAUCAUUCAUUAUACCCCGAGGAGCUCGUCAGCAAAGACUCCGAGCUAUUAUAUGUCUGCAGCUGGUGUUUUCGGUAUACGUGUGCCGCUGGAGCCUACGCGACCCAUGUGAAACUCUGUGACCGCCGAACUACACCUCCCGGAAUAAAAGUCUACGAACACGGCGGCUAUGCAGUAUGGGAGAUAGAUGGCGAAGACGACAAACUGUUUGCACAAAAUCUGUCCUUGUUCUCGAAACUUUUCCUCGACCACAAGUCUGUAUUCUUCGACGUCUCUUCAUUCUUAUAUUACGUGCUCACAUUCGUCGAUCCGAAGGCACCAGAAAAAUACCAUGUCCUCGGGUAUUUCUCCAAGGAAAAGCUCUCAUGGGACCCAAACAACCUUGCUUGCAUUCUUAUAUUUCCGCCGUAUCAACAUAGGCGAUUAGGGAGACUUCUGAUGGGGGUCAGUUACAAACUAAGUGCGUGGGAAUGGGAUCCAGGACUAAUCGGAGGUCCCGAAAGGCCUCUGAGUGAGCUGGGACUUCGGAGCUAUACACGCUUUUGGGAAGAGCGACUGGCAAGGCACUUCCUCCUUGGCCCGCCUAAAGGAGAACAGGGCAAAGUUGUUCAACAAAAACAGGCAACAAUGAAAGCAGCAGCAAGGAAAACCCCUGCCCGGGAGCGCAUGACCGUACAAGAGAUUGGCCUAGCCACCGGUAUGUUAACCGAAGAUGUUAUCACUGCUUUGAAAAGCAUGGGCAUUGUGGAGCCUGAGCACACGAGGAACAAACGCAAUACUACUUCAAAUGAUCAUGAGAAUGCCGGUGAAACUGUCGUCAUUCGCAAAGCAAACGUACUCGAAUGGACCAAGAUCCACAAUGUCGCCCUCCGAGACCCGGUAAGGGAAGAUGGCUUUAUCGGCGAGUGGGCUUCUGGGAAUCUCCAGCUUCAGCAGGAAAGCGAAGGUUAG
This is a messenger RNA of Talaromyces atroroseus, 1044 nucleotides long. RefSeq lists its product as hypothetical. Gene Ontology annotation, molecular function: histone acetyltransferase activity. The coding region runs from base 1 to 1044 and encodes 347 amino acids. The record is from RefSeq and is a predicted model, not a curated record. NCBI's taxonomy places the organism in Eukaryota, Fungi, Ascomycota, Eurotiomycetes, Eurotiales, Trichocomaceae. Gene Ontology annotation, biological process: regulation of DNA-templated transcription. The transcript has a single exon.